AUGUCUGACCCGUCGGACCACGUCGUUUCCACGCCAGGAUUCAAGAUGGACCUGCCCAAGUUCUCUGGCUCGCCCGGCACCUUUCAUGCGUGGAGCAUUCGCAUGAAGAUGGCGCUCAAGCUGCGCGGCGACGACGUCUGGGCAGCUGUGGAGGCAGGAGCAUCGUCAUCAGGAGGUCCAAGCUCAGCGACACGCUCAAGUGCAAGGAGACCGACAGCAGGAGAUCACGCCAACCUCACCGCUGCAAACCUCAUCGCGUCCACGCUCUCAGGCUACCCCCUUCUCCUCUUCACCAACGGAGAAGCAGACGUCAACGCCGGCCAAGGAUGGGCCCGGCUCAAGGACCACUACGCUUCGCAGGACCGCCUCCGCAUCGCAGAGCUCAAGGAGGCGCAGCUUCACGUCCCCUGCGGCAACCUCGCCCGCUUCUUCGAGCGACAAAUGGAGCUGCAGCAGCAGUUGCAGGACGCAGGCGUGCGCCAGGACAACGAGGACCUCUUCACCAUCAUUGUGUUGCAGGAGUGCCUCUACGUGCCCGAGGGCCAGGCCAACCUCAUCGCCCUCGGUCGUCUGACCAGGGACAGCAGCGGCAGGCCAACGGGCCACUCGCAGCGUGAUGGCGCUGAUGGGCACUACGUGCGCUUCAGCCACGGAGCCGAGGUCAAGCUGAAGGAGCGCAGCAGCCUCCGAUGCUGGCCCAUUGUUGCUGUUGGUCCAUCCACGGCACACGGUCUCACCGCCGAUGCCUGCAAGCAACCACAGCAACCCGCAGCAGCUCCUGCAGCCCAGAGCAAGGUGCAGACACCAUCGAUGCAUGAGGUGCUUGGCCACCGCAACGACAACGACGUGCAGCAGUACUGCAAGCUGAUGGGCAUCGACGAUCGCAACGCCAUCAGCAGCAAGCAGUGCGCAACGUGUGCAGUGACCAAGAGCACUCGUCACAGCGUCAGCAAGCACGCGGAGCGCACACAGGUGCCCGGCGAGCGCAUCCACGCCGACAUCGUCGACUGGACCGCGGACUCACCCACGGGCAAGCGCUACAGCCUCGUCAUCGUCGAUGAGGGCAGCAAGCUCCUGCAUGCAGUCCAUCUCAAUGCCAAGAAGGACGCAGUUGCCGCGUUCCAGUCUUUCCUGCGCGAGACCAAGCUCCCCAUCUCGCCCACAACAACAGCACUCCAGACGGAUUCCGAUGCCAUCUUCCUCGGAGCUGACUUCCAGGCCAUCGUCAAGAAGCACCUGAAGCAGCACCAGCAGUCCCCGCCGUACACCCAGGCGCAGAACGGCAUCGUCGAGCGACAGGUGCGCACCCUCUCCGACAUGGUGCGAGCCAUGAUCACGGGUGCAGGCCUCGACGCAUCGUACUGGAGCCUCGCCUGCAACCACGCCCUCCACAUCCUCAACAACAUGCCUCGCCCUUCCCUCCACGGCAAGACACCGCUGCAGAUUGUCACGGGCGCGCUGCCCAAGCACGUGCCACAGCUGCACGUCUUCGGGCAGCCGGCCGUCGUCCACAUCAGCACACAGCGCGGACGCCUGCAGCCCAAGGGCCGCCGAGGCAUCUACGUCGGCCACAACAGCAGCAGCAACAGCCACCUCGUCUACUUUGAAGACACAAACACCGUUGUGUCCUCCAUCCACGUCCGCUUCCUUCCCUUCUCCAAGGCCGAUGAUGUCGUGGAUGAGGGGGAGGAGCAACUUCCCCAGUGCACGUGA
Molecule: messenger RNA, 1713 nt
Organism: Salpingoeca rosetta
Lineage: Eukaryota; Choanoflagellata; Craspedida; Salpingoecidae
Exons: 3
Coding region: 1-1713 (570 amino acids)
Biological process (GO): DNA integration
Molecular function (GO): nucleic acid binding
Source: RefSeq, a predicted model, not a curated record